This is a messenger RNA of Manacus vitellinus (golden-collared manakin), 2973 nucleotides long. RefSeq names its product CWC22 spliceosome associated protein homolog (gene CWC22). NCBI's taxonomy places the organism in Eukaryota, Metazoa, Chordata, Aves, Passeriformes, Pipridae. The coding region runs from base 72 to 2723 and encodes 883 amino acids. Gene Ontology annotation, biological process: mRNA splicing, via spliceosome. Gene Ontology annotation, cellular component: catalytic step 2 spliceosome. The record is from RefSeq and is a predicted model, not a curated record. Gene Ontology annotation, molecular function: RNA binding; protein binding. The transcript is spliced from 19 exons.
AUGGUUCCAGCCAUGAAAGGAAGGAAAACUACAGUUCCCGACAAGGAAGUUUGUCUCCAGAGGACAGGGAUAUGGAGCAUGAUGGGUCUCCGUCUCCCAGAAAGAGAAGACACUCUGAUGACAGCAGAUAUGAUCAGGAAUAUUCAAGAAGGGAAUACUAUGAUGACAGAAAUUCAGAUGGAAGAAGAAUGGAAAGGGGGAGAGAUAGACACUAUGACAGAUGGGAGGAGAGAGAAUAUGAUCGGAGGAAGCAGAGGAGAUAUUCAUCACCCGAUCGUAGGAGUCCAGAGAGGUCGACAGUUCAGAGCUCACUUGCUCAGGAUGAUGCCACUUCAAAGAAGAAAAAAGAAGAAGUGGAUCCAAUCCUUACUCGCACAGGUGGUGCAUAUAUUCCACCUGCCAAGCUCAGGAUGAUGCAAGAGCAAAUCACUGAUAAAAAUAGCUUGGCAUAUCAGAGGAUGAGUUGGGAAGCCUUGAAGAAGUCAAUCAAUGGUCUUGUCAAUAAAGUGAACGUUUCUAAUAUAGAAAACAUCAUUCAUGAGCUGCUUCAGGAAAAUAUUGUUAGGGGAAGGGGAUUGCUGUCUAGAUCCAUUUUGCAAGCUCAGAGUGCCUCUCCGAUAUUUACUCAUGUUUACGCAGCUCUUGUGGCAAUUAUCAAUUCAAAGUUUCCAAAUAUUGGUGAAUUGAUUCUGAAGAGGUUGAUACUGAAUUUUCGCAAAGGAUAUCGCAGAAAUGACAAGCAACUCUGUCUAACAUCUUCAAAGUUUGUCGCACAUUUGAUGAAUCAGAAUGUGGCUCAUGAGGUUUUAUGUUUGGAAAUGCUCACCUUGCUUCUUGAAAGGCCUACUGAUGACAGUAUUGAAGUAGCAAUUGGAUUUAUUAAAGAGAGUGGGCUCAAAUUAACAGAAGUUUCUCCUAGAGGUAUCAAUGCAAUCUUUGACCGUCUUCGACACAUUCUGCAUGAAUCUAAAAUUGAUAUGCGUGUUCAGUAUAUGAUAGAAGUCAUGUUUGCUGUACGGAAGGAUGGCUUCAAGGAUCAUCCAAUUAUUCCAGAGGGAUUAGAUCUAGUUGAAGAGGAGGAUCAGUUUACUCAUAUGUUGCCAUUAGAAGAUGACUACAACCCAGAGGAUGUUCUUAAUGUUUUCAAGAUGGAUCCAAACUUUAUGGAAAAUGAGGAGAAAUACAAGACACUGAAGAAAGAAAUUCUUGAUGAAGGUGACAGUGAAUCUGAAGGAGAUCAAGAAGCUGGAAGUAGUGAGGAAGAUGAAGAUGAAGAUGAAGAGGAGGGUGAAGAUGGCCAGAAAGUUACUGUUCACGACAAAACAGAAAUUAACCUGGUCUCCUUCCGUCGUACAAUUUAUCUUGCUAUUCAGUCAAGCUUAGACUUUGAAGAAUGUGCUCACAAACUACUGAAGAUGGACUUCCCUGAAAGUCAGACUAAAGAACUCUGCAAUAUGAUACUUGACUGCUGUGCUCAGCAAAGAACAUAUGAGAAAUUCUUUGGGUUACUGGCUGGGCGUUUCUGCAUGUUAAAAAAAGAAUACAUGGAAUCCUUUGAAGCUAUUUUCAAAGAACAAUAUGAUACCAUUCAUCGUUUGGAAACGAACAAACUGAGAAAUGUUGCCAAGAUGUUUGCUCAUCUACUAUACACUGAUUCAAUUCCCUGGAGUGUCCUUGAAUGUAUAAUACUGAGUGAAGAAACUACCACAUCCUCCAGUAGAAUUUUUGUCAAAAUAUUCUUUCAGGAACUCAGUGAAUAUAUGGGACUUCCUAAUUUAAAUGCAAGAUUAAAAGAUGAGACACUGCAGCCGUUCUUUGAGGGAUUAUUGCCUCGGGAUAACCCAAGAAACACUCGCUUUGCCAUCAAUUUCUUCACUUCUAUUGGCCUUGGAGGACUAACGGAUGAAUUACGGGAGCAUCUUAAAAAUGCACCGAAGUUAAUUAUGACACAGAAGCAAAAUGUUGAGUCAUCGGAUUCCUCUUCAUCUUCAGAGACAGACUCUUCCUCAGAUUCUGAUUCUGACAGCAGCAGUACUAGCUCAGAGUCAUCCAGCAGCAGUGACUCUUCAUCUAGCAGUGACAGCAGCAGUGACUCAGAUGUUUCUAAAACUAGAAGAAGGAGAAUGCAGAAGAAAAAUAGAGAAUCCAAUAAAGUUUCCAGGAAAAAGCAAGAAAGGAAAAGGAAAUCCGUUGAAAAGAAAAUGGGAAGGAGGCAUCAAGAGGAAAGAAGUGAUACUGAGAGCAAAUCAGAAAGAAAUCACCGACAUUUAAGAGAAUCACACAGAGAUGAUGUGUCAAAAUAUCAUCACAGAGAUGAGUCCAAUGGCAGAGAUGGUUACCAUAGUGGAAAAGAUAGGAACCAUGACAGAACUAAGGAUCUGGAAAAUAAACACAGUAAUUCAAAAGUUAAGAAAGCAGACAGAAGAGCUUCUUUGUCUGAUGAUGAAAAUUACAGACACUGGAGCAAAGAUAAUGGACAUCGCAGUAGAAAAAGAGAAAGAUCGAAAUCCAGAGAGAGAGACCGUGAGGAUUCGAGUCCAAGAGAGGAGGAACAAGAGGACCGGUACAGAAAUGGUUCGGAGAAACACCGGGAGAAGUACAGCCGCUAUUCUGACCAGGAGUCCAGGAGGAACGAGGAGAGGGAGUCCAGGAGGAACGAGGAGAGGGAAUCUAGAAGGAACGAGGACAGACAAAGGGAGAAUUCCCCAGACAGGCGAAAAUGAAGACCAACCACAGUUUGACAUAAAUGUACGUUUCUGAGCUGUUAAGACUGCAUUUUAAAAUCUUACUGAACUUUCUUUAAAAAAAGAUUUUGUACAAAGUGAUAGUUUGCAUUUGUAAAUUUUACCAGACUUUUUCAAAUUUUCUGUACCACUUUUUUAUAAUUGUAUCAUUAAGUCUUUCUGUUAAGUUCUUCUUGGGAAAGACAAAGCUCUUUAUUUUGUGAAUAAAACCAUUAAGAUAUCAGCAAAA